This is a messenger RNA of Thalassophryne amazonica, 2566 nucleotides long. It is a transcript of the gene sgcd, whose product is annotated as sarcoglycan, delta (dystrophin-associated glycoprotein). The record is from RefSeq and is a predicted model, not a curated record. Lineage: Eukaryota; Metazoa; Chordata; Actinopteri; Batrachoidiformes; Batrachoididae. The transcript is spliced from 7 exons. Gene Ontology annotation, cellular component: sarcolemma; sarcoglycan complex. Gene Ontology annotation, biological process: heart contraction; cardiac muscle tissue development. The coding region runs from base 7 to 885 and encodes 292 amino acids.
UCUCAGAUGACCCAAGAACAGUGUACUCAUAGGAGCAAUGUCCAGAGUUCAGAAAAACCACAAGUGUACAAAGUGGGAAUAUACGGCUGGAGGAAACGUUGCCUUUACUUCUUCGUCCUGCUGUUGAUGAUCCUAAUCCUGAUCAACUUGGCACUAACAAUCUGGAUCCUCAAAGUCAUGAACUUCACCAUCGAUGGUAUGGGCAAUCUCAGAAUAACAGAGAAGGGCCUCAAAUUGGAAGGUGACUCUGAGUUCCUCCAGCCACUGUAUGCCAAAGAAAUCCAGUCCAAACCAGGUCGCCCGCUGUUCCUGCAAUCGUCCAGAAAUGUGUCGGUUAAUAUCAUGAACAGUAACAACCAGCUGCUCACACAACUUGUAGCAGGAUCCAGUGGUUUUAAGGCUCGAGGAAAGAUGCUGGAAGUCAAAUCAACCUCGGGGAAGCUGCUUUUUUCAGCUGACGAGCAGGAGGUUGUGGUGGGAGCGGAGAGGCUGCGGGUGAUGGGGGCUGAAGGAGCCGUGUUCACCAAAUCAGUGGAAACACCGCAUGUCAGAGCCGAGCCCUUUAAAGAGCUACGGCUGGAGUCUCCCACACGCUCACUGCUGAUGGAGGCUCCAAAAGGCAUCCAGAUCCUGGCUGAGGCCGGAGACAUCCAAGCCAUCUGCAGGAACGAACUCCGAUUGGAGUCCAAAGACGGAGAGAUCAUUCUGGAUGCACGUAGGAUUCGCUUGAUGCGCCUGCCUGAGGGAAAGGCUUCCUCCAGCUCCUCAUCCUCUGGGACCAGGCAGACUGUCUAUGAGGUUUGCGUUUGCCCCAACGGGAGGCUUUUCCUCUCCCUUGCCGGCACUGGAUCCACCUGCCAGAUUAGCAACAAUGUCUGCCUCUAGAACCUAUAUCAAUUUAAACAAAUACAUACGCAGCCUGGAGAAAAGACAGCCAAAAGCAGACACAUCGAACACAGGCGCCUGUUUCUAGGACUGAUUCAGACACACACAGGCUGCCAGAGCUGACGGAAACAAUUACUGACAAACGACACAAUCCCUCAGACUGAUAGUGGGGCUCAUACACUAACCUUUUAAAGGCCAAUACUGAUCAUUUUGAAAUGAAGGUGAUGAUAGCCCAUAAUUUGUGCCAUGUUUCAAUGCCAAAAAAAACGACCCCCCCCCCCCCCCCCCCCAUUUUAUACUUCUCACACUGAAAUCAGCAUUCAGAGCAUCGUGGGACCCUUACACUUUCUGCACCCAUUACAUUAUCAGGUCUUUAACCUGAAAAAAGGUACAGAGGAUUUAUAAAGUUUCAGAUAAGUUCAGAAAAAAUUUUCCAUUCACACCAUAUUGGCUAAAUGUGACUGACUAUAAUAAAGGGCCAUUUGGUUUUUAAGUUAAACAAUCAAACAUGGCGGACCCCCACAUGCUUACAGGAUGUGUACAUAAUGAAUGCGGCGCACACAUAGAACAGAGGGGUUGAGUUUGCUCACAGGAGCCUCCUCAUACACACUAAGAAGAAAACCUUCAGAGACUAAAGGAGAAGAUGAUCCGUUCUCUUUCUCCAUCCAGGACAAGAAUCACUAGGGUGAUCACCACAAACAGACCACUACCUUCACUCAUCUUCUCUUUCAGUUCUGUUUUUACCACUGAAAUCAUCCCAACGAGUUUUAUUCUUCUGUUUUUCAGAAGAUGUUAUUGUGCCCAACAAAUAAGCACAUCAGAAUAAAAAAAAAAAAAAUACCAAGAUGAUAUAUCUGAGAUAAACCCAUUGACAAGAGUUGGACAAAAUGUAUAGUAUUACAUAUUUUAGACAGUAGGUGUUUAUAUAGUAUUGUGACUAAUUUUACAUCUUAAUUUUGGUUUGCUUUAAUCACAAGAACAUUUUCUGAAAACAACUUAAUUUGAAAUGUUAAUUUCCAUUGAAAUUUUGGUGUGUUUAAGUCUAAAUGUUCAAAUUAUUUUGCAAGUUAAAUUUGGCAUAAAAUUGAGCAAAACACUGUGUUGUUCUGAAUAUAAGACUUUACUUUUUGGUGGGGAAAUAUGUCUGAAAGAAAACUGGCUUGUCUCAACUUUGAUGUGUCAUAUGAAACCACAACAGUCCCCAUAAAACAAGUGUGUCUCCCAGGACUGAAGUGACCCACCCCUCUAACUAGCACACAGUGGAUGGAGAGACACAGUGAAAAUCCUGAAAAGAGCAUGGCUCAAAAGUUGGGUAAGUUAACCAGCAAUGGAAGACAAGUUAUGGUGCAAACUUUAACCUUGUGAUGAAAAAUGCAUUGAAUUCAUUAAGCAAGUCUCAAGCAGCCAAGAAAUCCUGUGUAAAUCUGAAAUGUUGGAAGCUGAUGAGCCCAAAAAGAUCAACUUAAAAAUGCUUAUAGUCAGAAAAGCUUAUUGUGGUCAUAGAUUAGUAGUGUGUCAUUUUUUUGAAAAAUGAAAUGAGAGCCAACCCCAAAAGUGUGCUUUUAUUGGUGUUUUCAAAUAAAAGCAUUUUCUUGAUACAACAGAUUUGGUCUUGAGAAUUUGUUCUUUACACAAUGAUGUUUUGAAAAGGAGUUGUCUUAUAUUCGGAACAAUACACCAA